Danaus chrysippus (African queen) is the source of this 3261-nucleotide messenger RNA. Lineage: Eukaryota; Metazoa; Arthropoda; Insecta; Lepidoptera; Nymphalidae. The record is from the annotation of a GenBank genome assembly.
AUGAACGCCGCCCUGAGGCCGGACGCCGGCGACUCGACGCCCGGCUCCGACGUCGGCGAGAACAUCACCCGCCUCUUCCCCAAGUGCCGUCCGAAGAACAUGCAGCACCAGCACGAUAGGUACAGACUAAGUACUGGUCUGGAAGGAAGAGACAUGAUUAGCGUAAACAACGCGUCCUCUGAUGAAGAGCAGGACCAAGUCAUCCUUAACACUAAAGGUGGCACUUACAAGCUACGGGACUCGAGGAUAAUAGAAAUCGCCGGUGGCAGAGAACUGUACUCACAAAGUAGGGCGAAGGCUGUGAGAAAGUUGCGACACAGCACCACUCACAAACACAACCUCAGGAACAAAGUGCGUUCACUCAACAAAGACACCGUAGACUACACCAAUGAUAAUAACAUCAAUAAUGAAAUAACCAUACACAGAAUUAAUAGUGAACCAAAAAAGAUGAUAUCGCGCCACACAUCACCCGUAACGUACACGAAUGGUGAUCGAGAAGCGACUAUAGAACAAAAUCCCAUGGGGAUACCAAAGAACAGUUCACCUAUACUAGACCCACAUAAAAUAAAUGACGUGAGCACAAAGAGCAGUCCCAUAGCAGUCGUAGCUGAUGGUGAAGUUAUGGUUUUUGAUGAAAACGAUGAUUGGAAAGGUUUGAGGAUGGACCCAGACGCUAGUGACCACGAAAUAGAUUUGAGUGUUAAAAGGACUUUAGACAAUAUGAAAAACGGUGAUUGUGACAUGUUGAACAAUAAAAGUGAGUUGAGUUGUGAUGAGAGUGAGUCUUCGAGGUCGGAGGACGUCAGGUUGAGUGAAGGGAGCCCGACUGCUGUCUGGCUGUCGGGGGACGAGGAUAAGAACAGGGUCACUAGGGUCAUAGGGGAACUACCGAUAGCUGAGUACGAAGGCUCCCCGAGAAGAUAUGGCAUCGGGUCACAGAAAGCUCCUGUUAGAUCACCGCGACCAGGUUUUCCUCAGCGAGUAGUACCAGAGAGUAGAGAUGCAACGCCACCGCCCGGCUCAGCGGCUUUCGAUUAUUUGUAUGAGUUCUCGGAAACAAGAAAGGUCCUGGAAGAAUUCUUUAGAUGUCCGACCUUACCUGGACAGCAGCAGAAUAUUAAUGACGAGAUAGUCAAUUUCCAGGAACUCGAUUACGAACUUCGAAGACAAACGCAAGAUUGUCCGUCAGAAAAUGGCAUCGACGGGAGCGAAUCAGAUUGGCCUCAGAACGAACCAAUAGAAUCUCCACACGCAUUGAAUAAUCAUACGGACUUCUUGGGACUACAGCAAAAGCGUGGUCGCUUCCCGUCUCCAGAAAUAUCAGCACUGCAGCCGGGUGACGGCGCUAGUGUUUGCGGCUCACCGCCCGGGUCUAGCUCACGUAGUGACCUUUCGGUGGCCGGCGCUGAAAGCGAAAUGCCCGUCAAAGCCUGUGUCAGAUAUCCCGCGAUGUUUCCCGCCAACGAAUCAGAGAUACAGUUAUCUAUGGCCAUCAUUGAAACCGAUUUAGCAGAGAUGCAAGUUCAAGAAGGACUUCGCACGCUGCCUAUAGUCGAGGACGGUCUGUCAUCAGGGCACACUUCUGACGCGGACAAUAAUAACGCCAUUUUACAGACUCAUUCUGUGACGAUCGAGGAACAAGUGGACAACGUCAACAACACUGACCUCGUCCUCACUGACGCUGAUCUACACUCCUUGGAUCCAUUGGCCUCAGCUCCGCCCCCACCUGCUCCAGCCCCGCACAGGCCGGCUGACGGCACACAUACAACACACACAACACAUACAACACAUUCAACACACACAACACAUUCAACACACACGCCCCAUCACCGCCACGGAUCUCACCACGAAGACGUGUACCCGAGGAAAAGGCCAUCGUCAGCUCAAAGUACUGAAUCAGUCGAAAUAAAACCAGCAAGCGGCGAUGAAGACGAAGCUGAUACAGAUUUGGAGACAGACAGACUGCUCGGCCAGCAAAGAACUGAUGACCAAGGAUUCUUUGAUGAUAAAGGCUGGCGUAAACCUAAGUCUCGUACUGUGAUGCCGUCCGGUGGGUCGAGGGACGCUCAUGAUGAUCACAGGGAAGACGAAGUGCAUAACGGAAAGGAUAAGGACGGGAAAAAGAAAAGCAAGAAUAAGGAAGAUUGGGCCGCAGUCUUGAUAGAGGGCGUGUUGUUCAGAGCCCGUUAUCUCGGCUCCACUCAACUGGCGUGUGAAGGUCAACCAACUAAAGCCACAAGGAUGCUGCAAGCCGAAGAAGCUGUGUCUCGGAUCAAGGCUCCAGAAGGUGAAAACCAGCCGAGUACCGAAGUAGAUCUUUUCAUAUCAACUGAAAAGAUUAUGGUCCUUAACACUGAACUGAAGGAAAUAAUGAUGGAUCAUGCUCUGAGAACGAUAUCUUAUAUAGCUGAUAUAGGAGACCUGGUUGUGUUGAUGGCAAGAAGACGGUUUGUACCCCACGAGAAUGAUUCCGAUCAACCAAAAUUGAACCGUACGCCUAAGAUGAUAUGUCAUGUUUUCGAAAGCGAAGAGGCCCAGUUCAUAGCUCAGUCUAUAGGCCAGGCUUUCCAAGUUGCGUAUAUGGAGUUCUUGAAGGCGAACGGUAUAGAGGACCAUAGCUUUGUUAAGGAAAUGGACUAUCAGGAAGUGCUUAACAGCCAGGAAAUAUUUGGUGACGAACUGCAAAUGUUUGCAAAGAAGGAAUUGCAGAAAGAGGUGGUUGUACCGAAGACGAAGGGUGAGAUACUCGGAGUGGUUGUGGUGGAAUCAGGCUGGGGUUCCAUGCUGCCUACUGUGGUCAUUGCGAAUCUCGCACCAGCCGGGGCCGCCGCGAGGUGUGGACAACUCAAUAUUGGUGAUCAAAUAAUCGCUAUAAACGGUGUAAGUCUCGUGGGUUUGCCUCUAUCUACAUGUCAGACUUACAUCAAAAAUUCAAAGAACCAGACUGUGGUGAAGCUUACAGUGGUGCCGUGUGCUCCUGUCGUCGAAGUGAAGAUAAAACGACCCGACACCAAGUACCAACUAGGAUUCAGCGUUCAGAACGGCGUGAUCUGCAGUCUGCUCCGCGGCGGUAUAGCCGAGCGCGGCGGUGUGCGUGUCGGUCAUCGCAUCAUAGAGAUCAACUCACAGAGCGUGGUGGCCGUCCCUCAUGAGAGGAUCGUCAACCUGCUGGCCACCUCCGUCGGAGAGAUCCUAAUGAAAACGAUGCCGACGUCAAUGUUCCGCCUGCUGACCGGCCAGGAGAACCCGGUGUUCAUUUAA